GAUUUAAAGACUGAAGAAGAAAGAUCGGUAGCUCAGGACGUUGAAAAUCGAUUCUCGAUUUUCAGACUUCAGAAUCGAUCGCUGAAUUAUCCAAUUAUUGAACCAUAUAAAUCGAUUUUCCCCACGCCAUGCCGCUGAAAGUUAACCUAAGCGUCGUCAUGACCGAGAACGCGAAAGGGGAGAAGAUAGAAAGUAUAGAAUCUAUCAGAAGACCAGAAGACGAAAUGUGCUAUAUUUUCCCCCCGGAAUAUCAAGAAAGAAAGUACCAUCAACAAUUAUUCAGUUUACCAACAGUGAAAAAGACCGCAAACAGCCUAACCAAGGUAGGCCAAUAUAGAAAUAUUGAACUCACAAUAGACGAUGAGACAGCAGCAUUGUAUAUCGAUACAGAUUCAAACUUCGUAUUCCGAGACAUUGUCUUAGAGGAAGCAGAAAUAACCUCCACAAGAAAAACAAAGACGGAAAUCAAGAAACCCAACCUGGACAUGGAAAAACUUCUAGAGACCUUCCAAAGAGGAGAUAAGAGGGAAAUAGAGGAAAUAAACUUCAAUAUAGAACAAUUUGAAGGAACUCAGAAAGCCACAAAGUGGAUAUCAGAGUAUGAAAAGAAAUGCAAAAAAUACAAAAUAAAAAGCGAUGAGGAAAAAGUCAAAGGUUUAAGAAAGUAUUUAGGAAAAACAGCAGAAAGAUGGUACCAAACAAAUCUACUGGAAGCUGGAGGACAUAACUGGGAAGAUUGGAAAGAAGCAUUCCUCAAAACCUUUAAGAAUAAAAGUUGGCCAGCAAUACGAUAUGCUUAUAACUUUAAAUACCUUUCAGGUUCGUUCAUAGAAUAUGCAAUAGAGAAAGAACGACUAAUAUUGGAAGUAAAAAGGGACAUGCAUGAAGAUGUGAGGAUACAUCUGAUUGUCAUUGGAUUACCUAUUGAAGUCCAGGACAAAAUUGAAAGGGAAAAUAUACAGACAACAAAUGACCUAAUGGGAAUUUUGGGACAAUAUGAAGACUGGAGAAAAAGGAAAGAAACACAAGAAAGAAAGAUAGACCUGGUUAAAAAGGUACACCCACCAUUCAAAAAAAAACCGUGCACAAUCUGUGAAGCACUGAACUUCCCGGGCCGAUUCCACCCAGUGGAAUUAUGUAGAAAUAGAGACAGAAACCCAAACAAAUAAAUUCACUGGAGGUAUUCACAUCAGAAAAUGAAAUAGCAGGAACACCGGAUGGGACGGAAGAAGUAUAUGCACAUACUCAAAAAUCACUUUUCAAGGGCUGUUUUUAUGUCCACAUCGAAAACACAACGCGCGGAAGAUAUCAUAAAACUUAUAAGCUCGACAGGAGAAACUGAUUCCAUAAAAAUUGUCCUUGCAGACCGAUAGCCAG
Messenger RNA from Bombus terrestris (buff-tailed bumblebee), 1377 nucleotides. RefSeq lists its product as uncharacterized. NCBI's taxonomy places the organism in Eukaryota, Metazoa, Arthropoda, Insecta, Hymenoptera, Apidae. The record is from RefSeq and is a predicted model, not a curated record. The transcript is spliced from 2 exons. Bases 129 to 1169 code for a protein of 346 amino acids.